Onychostoma macrolepis is the source of this 2246-nucleotide messenger RNA. RefSeq names its product leukotriene B4 receptor 1-like. Gene Ontology annotation, molecular function: G protein-coupled receptor activity. NCBI's taxonomy places the organism in Eukaryota, Metazoa, Chordata, Actinopteri, Cypriniformes, Cyprinidae. Gene Ontology annotation, biological process: immune response; G protein-coupled receptor signaling pathway. The transcript has a single exon. Bases 24 to 974 code for a protein of 316 amino acids. Gene Ontology annotation, cellular component: membrane. The record is from RefSeq and is a predicted model, not a curated record.
CGCGAUACUAGUGUGUCCGUGCCAUGCAGAACCACAGCGACUCCAGUUUAAACUCCACCAGCUGGACUACAGCUAACCUGGUCAGCAGUGGCCUGAUGGGUCUUUGCUUCAUGAUUGGAGUUCCUGGUAAUAUUGCAGUAAUUUUUUUCAUACUUCGUCGUUUCAAAAAGGACAAUUUCACCGUUCAUCUAAUGCUGAAUCUGGCAGCUGCGGACAUCUUGUGUUUGAUAACCCUGCCUGUGUGGAUCUACAGUGACCUAAAGAGCACUGACCAAGUAACCUGCAAGUUCUUCACAGCACUCGUAUACUGCAGCGCAUACUCAAGUGUGAUAACAGUAACUAUGCUGAGUGUGUAUCGCUGUUUACGGAUUCGACAUCCACAGUUGUGGUCCAGAAUGAGCAAGAGACGAGAGAGAGCGCUGCUGAUCAGCGGCUGGGUUCUGGCGCUGCUUUUCUCUUGUCCUGGUGUACUUACACAAGAGAUCGUUCAAGGUGAAUCCAAAAUGGUGUGUGAAAGAAACCUGAAAUCAGAAGCCAGACUUAUUGUUGCUCUACUGGAGUCACUGCUUGGAUUUUUUCUUCCUUUCACAAUCAUGUUGACUUCAUAUUACUGCUUAUACAAAACAGCCACGCAGGGAGCGUUCAGACACAGACACAGACCGACUAAACUUGUCACACGGAUUGUCAUAGUUUUCUUCAUUUUUUGGGCUCCACACCAAAUAAUAAAAUUAGAGGAAAUUUGUGCAGCAUUUUCAGGAUCAGAGCCAGUUCUAUCUUUCAUUGGUGACAUUGCUGGAAGUCUUACAUUUAUCAACAGUUGUGUGAAUCCAUUCCUGUAUGCGUUUUCCUCGAAGAGUUUACAUAAACGCACACAGCCAGUGGAACCUGGAGUAACUAACGGCUCACUGCAUUUUCAGAGGGAUCAUUCCAUUGCUGUGAGCAGCUCACUAGUUAAGCCUAACACCAUGGACUAAAAAUAUCUGUCAUAUCAACAUAUGCAGUAGAAACUGGACAAUGAUAGGAGCACCUUUUAAAAAUGCAUUUGGAUGAAUUUCAGAUAACUAAAUACAUAGCACUUUUGAAUGAUAAUUUGAUGAGUUUACUUUAAUGUAUCUCUGAUGCACUGAGAAGAGAUCUAGGCAGAUGUAAAAUUAUAUUUUAUUAAAACCAAUGAUCAUAAGUAUAAGUGAUAAUGAUUACAGAUGAUUAUAUGUAAAAUAUGAAAACUAUAAAUGGACAAUAUCCAAACUGAAUAUAUUCUGCUAAAAUUCCAAGGGAAUAGACUAAAGUCUGAGUAGUAAUCUUCAAGAGCUAAAGAGAUGAAGAUCUUCAAAGCAUGCAAUAAGAGUAAAGGGUAAAGAAGCAAUAUACAGUAUAGAUUUUAGACUUACAUCCUCUUACAGCAUCAUGGAAUGUUUACAUUCCACUUUACACUAAGGUGAAUUUAGUUCAGGACUAGGUCAUCUAUAGGUAGAAGAUAAAAUGGAGACAUGGGUUGUAGUUUUACAUCCUUGUGAUACUGCGAGAUACUGUGAGAACCUCCAAGCAGUAUCUGUUUUCUAGAAGAAACAACAGACUUAAGCAAUCUUCUUGCAAAUAACAACUCUUGGAAAAGAACAGCAUCAAAAAAAAAAAGAGAGACAAAUUAAGCAAACAUCCUUGCAUAUAAUUUAUUUUUUUUCACUUAAUCUUAACAAAAUGUAUAUGAGUAACAUAAUACAGUAAUAUGAAUAUAAUGUAAUAAAACCAUAAAUGAAUAAGUCAUAAUGAAUAUACUGUAUGAAUGAAUAUGAAAAAUAAGAAAACAUAACCAUAUUGGAAAUUGUGAUACACUAAUCUCUAAUUGCAUCUGAUAACCACUGUAAUGCAAAAUCGAUUAUCUUUAUGAAUUACAUUAUCACUUUGAACUACAGUGCAUAAAUGAAAGCAUUGUUUAAUUGCAUGCUGCUAGCAUUUAGUACUGUACAAGCUAAUGACAGUACAGUAGCUUGCUCACCUGUAAGCCUUGUGUACAAUAAUGUUGAAAAAAGUACCUAUUAAUUACCUAUUAUUAUAAAGAACACUAUUUUAAAAACAGCUGAGCUGUUGUCAUGAGUUGAACAGUAUCAGCUGAAUUGCUGUUUCUGUAUGUUUUUAUACAUUGUUCCUGUUUCCAAUCAGACCACAUGUUAUUUCUGAGAAGACAGUGAAUAAGACAGUUUUUUCAAAGACUGAAAGGGUUUGUGAUUAUUAAUAAAGGCUGUCAC